GGAAACCGUAUACAGUGUCAGAGCUAAAGACUAUUGUCGAGUAUUUAGUGGAAAACAAAUUGUACAGUGAAACAAGAGCUAGGAAGAUGUGGGUUGAUUUUGCUAACACAAAGAUAACAAAUAGAACUUGGCAGAGUUUAAAAGAAACGUUUUUAAAACGGAUCUUACCGGACAUACACAAUCCAUAUUUUAAACUGACUAAUGAACAGAUCAGUAGUUUCAGAGCCAGAUGCAAUCUAGCUGAAAAAGAAAAAAGCAAACUUGAAAUUCACACUAUCAGUGAUGACUCCAGUUCUAAUGGUAAUAAUCCGAAAGAUAAUGAGCCGUCAAAUGAUGAAGGGGAGACCAAUGCAGGUGAGAAUACAAAAUGUUCAAAGAUACCUCUGAGAAAUAGAUCUUCAGCUGAUACAGUAAUCCUUGAACACUGCUAUGAUACCGUGGAGGAUAUACAAAGGGACUUGGAAUCCACUGAGGAAAAAAUUGAAGAUUUAAAGCAAUCUGUGGUUAACAAAUCUCUUAGAGAUUGUAUAACUUACUCCGAACCUUUAACACCAAUGCUGCAAGAAGUACUGGAUGAUUUUGCAUCAGAACCUGAAGACUCUGACCGAGAGAACAGAAUGGAAAUUGUAGAGAAUGAGAGUGUUCCAGAAGCUGAAAAUGUUGAAGACAUCGAGAUCAUUCAUGAACAGCUCCCAGACUUUGACAAUGAUAAUGCCACUACUAAAAGUGCUGAAGCGGACGCCAUUGAAAAUUAUAAUAGAGCUGAAAUUAUUGAAGAAUUGUUAGAUCAGGAAAUAGAUAGUGAAACCAGACCCCUGAACACAAAUUCAAACACUGCAGAAGAAUCUGAACCUGACUUACCGGAAGUCGUUUUGGAUGAGGAAAUUUCGUCAAUGCAAGUAGAAAUACACACUGAAAAGAGUAUUGAUGAUAGCGCAGAACAUAUUGAUUCUGUCGCUGUUGAAAAAGAAGCAGUACAACCUGAUGCUAGUAAUGGCGGGGAUACUAGUUCUAAAAACUUACACCCAGAACCUCAAGUACAAUCUGGUGCCAUAAACACCUCUAAUAGUACAGUAGACGCCUCUCUUCCUAAUAAUCCAGAGGCAUUUAAGAAUAAGCAACCUGAGAACGUUGAAGCUAAUAAUAAAAAGACAGAAGAAAGUACAAAUGAAGUAACAAAUAAUACUGAUAAAACUCAAACUGCUGCGAAAGCUGCCAGAAAAAGAUCUGAUUCUGAGGAACCAUGCAACUAUACACAUAAAAAGAAAAAGCGACUUCACAUACAGUUGAAGUCAUCUUCCGAAUCAGAAUGCAAACAAACAACAGAGUCUCAUAAAGUUUCUGAGAAAGCUAAGCUGCCAAAGGUAAAUGGGGAUGCUAUUAAAUCACAAACAGUAAAAAUGGGCAGGCCUAAAAAUACUGAAGACUAUAGCAAACCUUCUACAAGUGCAGCAAGUAACGAGGUCAUUGAAAUAGAAGAUGUUACAACAGAACUGCCACCGAUGGUCAAAAAUCCUUGCUUGCAAACAGUCAGUUUAUUCGACGAACAAUUUAACAAAACUAGACAUAAUUCGUCCGAGUCUAGUGACUCUGAGAAGAGUAAGAAGGAAGCUGUUAAUGAAAAGCCAGAUGAAACUGUUGCGACAAUGACUAAGGAAGCAUCGAAGUCUCGUUCGGAGUCGGAAUCUGAAAUAACGCCACCUCCGCCGAAGAAAAAGAGACGGACUGGUGUAAUAUCAAGUAAAAGUGAAAGAGACAAAGCUAUUGCAAAAAUGUUUGGAGUCAGUAGUGGUGGAGGAGGUCACUCAAAGCGCAAAAGACGUUCCAGUCAUCGUGCUGAUCGUGCACGAACUACUUCGCACAAUAAUACUUCACAACAAAAUGCUACUCGCUCAGAUCCAAGUGAUUGGACUUCAGAGAGCGAGAGCGAGGCGUAUGUGUCGCCACCUCGUGGCCGUAAGAAUAGGCCGACCAAGAAAUAUCUAAAGCCACGUUCAGCCAAGAUAUCUUCACUUGAGGAGGAAGGCGGACUGUUCGUGAUGUACGGCAAAAGAAUAUACCCAGUGGUGAAAGAUGGCAAGAUACUCAAGAACUAUGUUACAUUCCUAUCAGAAAGUGAUUCCGAUGAAGAAUUAUUCUGGAAACAGAAGUAUGUUGAGGAAAAGAAGAAGGCUGCUGAAUUGAAGAAGUUAUUAGAAGAAGCCACAGAGCCUAAGCCAAAGGCAAUAGAGAAUAACCAAGCUCCAGCAGUUCAGCAGCCUAACCCAAUAAGUACUCCAAGACCUAGUCUUGUUCAGGUGGCUGAACCUUCAAAGUGCCAAGCAAAAGAAGUACCUUCACCACAAAUAGAAGAGAAGAAAGAAGCACCAAAAAUGGGCCCUGAGAGAAUUAAGAUUAAAUUCACGAAGAACAAUGAGGAAGUCCACUUGGAGGGCCACUGGCCCCAAAUCCACCCAGUCCUGGAGCAGGUGGUGCAUAUCUUCCACAAGGAGUCUGAAACAGCUGUCACCGAGCCGCCACCGAAGCCAGCCGCUACCAAUGGGGUCAAGGAGCUGACCAGUGGACUCUCAACACCCAUUGUGGUUACUGUUGACCCAGAAGUACAUGAAAAAGUGAAUAAAAUUGAGAAAGAAAUAUUUCAAGAGAUUGAAGAACGAGACCAAGAAGAAGAUGUGAAACAAAAUGGUGUCAAUAACGUAACUAAAAGGAAACAACCUGCUCAAAGAAAAUCGUCGUCAUCAUCGACGUUAGUAACGCCAGAGAAACAGCGAAAAAUCUCCAAUGGGACAGACAAAGAGACAAAUCAAACAGUAGCAAAAAGCCGACCACGUCGACAGAAGGCAAAGGAAACAGAAAAUAAAUCCGUUGAUAAUCAAGAAAUAUCUCCUAAAAGACAAACCAGAACGCCACGUAAAGUAUUGAAUGAAACUGUAAACACAAGCAACUUGAAAACAAUGCAGACUCGCCGAUCGAAGCAGAAUUCGGAAACCAGCCCCAAAGAACAAAAAGAAGUCGUAUACACGCUGACACGGAGCAAGAGGCUUUCACUUAGGGCAGCUAACAAUAAAACAAAUAAAAAAACGUAUAAAAGUGCUGCAAAAAUUCCGAGGAUAUUCUCGUCCCCUGACAAUCUGGCACCUUAUUCUAUGGACAGUACGCAAUGGUACCAUGAUACAGACACGAGUCCAGCCAAACCAGAAACAAGGAGAAAGAAAAAACUGGACAUGUCCAGCUUUGUGAUAAAAACAAGAAAUUCAUUACUGCGGAAUUCAAAGAGCAAAACCUACCCUUAUUUAUACUGUGAUGCGUACAACGACUCUAGCAACUCGUCUGUUGAUGCACCGGCAAAGGUUGCUCGGGAAAAUUCGACUCUGAAAUCCGAAGCUUAUAAGUCGGACUCUUACCAACACCUCAUGCCCCAAGUAAAGAUCAUACUACCGAGGCAUUUGGAGCCAAUACACGAGACACCUCCUAAUGAAAAUGGAACUUAUUUCUCCAAAUCUUCCAAAGAAAUGCGCACUGAAGAUGUAUCGGCUCCUAGAAGAGAUAAUCAUACCAAUAACUCGGGCCAAAUGACGUGUGACGUCGGUAGCUCCAGUAAUAUGUCCCUUCCAAUGUCCCCGGAAUUAUCAAUUGUGGAAAACUUAUCCGUAUCGAAAGAGCUUCUUAACUCUGCUGAAGAUUACCCAAUUAUUAAUGAAAUGAAAAAAACUGAUGCAAAUGAACCAAUGUCGUGUAACAAUUAUAGGAUAUCAGAAGUCGACGUCACUUUACCGCUGAUGAACCAGGAAUGUGAUUUUGAAAGUUGUAACAAAGCCAGUGAACCCAGCAGUGGAGGGCAAGGGUUGGUUACAGAGUCUUUGCUGAAGAAAAUCGACACUUUCAAUAUAAAUGAGCAAGUAACUGCAACAGAUACAUUGAACAAAAAACUUCAUGAUCUUCUUUUAGACAGUGCUAAGAAAGUGAGCAGAAAACAAAGUACAGAGAAUAAAGAUAGCGUAAUGGAAAUAGAUGUUACUAGUGCUCCUAGUGGUGAUGUACAAAAAAAAGCUAAAGCCAAAAAGAGAUGCUCCACCCCGCAGAAAAGAAAAAGAUCAAAAAAAUCUGCGGCUCCUCAAGUGGAUCCUGUCGUGGAAGAGGAACAUGUGGAGUCGUUCUCACACGGCGGUGGAAGACAGUCAUGCCCGCCUCUCUUCCAAGCAUAUCUAGGCGAUGAAAUCUUAACUGAAGAAAUAGAUAUCGCUAACCUCAGCAACACCAAUAAUAAACCAAAGGGCAGAAAGAAAAAAGACAUCAUCAGAGUUAAGAUACAGCGGCCAAAACGAAAACCGGGCCACGAGAAAGUUCAUUCGAAGUCUGCGAAAAAUGCAAGCAGGUUGUCACUUUUCACAGAUAGCGGUAUUAAUGAAACUGAGUCGGAGGUGUUUCAACCAGUCAAUGAAAGUGUGGAACUAAUACAUAAUCACUCGGAAACGUGCCUACUAGCUAAUGAGUGUGUAGGCGACAGUUUAGAGUUAGUAGAAGAUUCCAAAUCAGUUAUAACUCUGGACGAUUCACUGCAAUCUGGCGAUGCGUGGAAAAGCCAAACACAGAACAUUAAUGAACACGACACUUCGCCGUCACCUGAUGUGUUUUGCAACAAUGCCCAAGAUGUAUGCUUGUAUAAAAACGGUAAAUCGGACAUUGAUAGUGUAAGCGAAACAGUAUAUCACAGCCCAUAUGGUACACCAAAUAGCCUGAUUACGGAAGACAUUUCCGACGAUUCUCCUUUGGCAUCACGCCCAGCGAAAUGGUACUUGUUGAGCGAAGAUGAAACCAAUAACACGAACUUGGUGGGGCAAGGAACAGCCAUGCUAAACGCUGGGAGCUACACAUCGAAUCUUAAACAUAUAUUCCCAGUCACUUGCGCCGUACCAGAUUUAUCGACCAUUACAGAAAUGUCUGACAACAGUAGAAAACCCGCUCUAGAAGAUUUAGCCGGUCUAACAGGAGAUGAUUUUAAUUCUCUAAGCGUUUUCGAAUCUAAUUUUAAUGUUUGA
Spodoptera littoralis (African cotton leafworm) is the source of this 5039-nucleotide messenger RNA. The record is from the annotation of a GenBank genome assembly. Lineage: Eukaryota; Metazoa; Arthropoda; Insecta; Lepidoptera; Noctuidae.